This is a messenger RNA of Nicotiana tabacum (common tobacco), 4050 nucleotides long. The record is from RefSeq and is a predicted model, not a curated record. Lineage: Eukaryota; Viridiplantae; Streptophyta; Magnoliopsida; Solanales; Solanaceae.
UAAGAUUUUGAUAUUAUAAGGCAAAACUUAAUAUUCUCCUAUUUUAUACGAUUAUAUAGUUUUUUUAGUUUGUUUAGAAAAGAAUAUUAUAUUUCGAUAUUUAGUAAGUAUCUUAUUCCAAUAUUCCGAUUUGAUAUUAAUUAAUGACACUUUCUUAUAAGAAUGAAAUGAUAUGUUUGAGGUUACAAGAUUCAAAGAUAUUUUAACUUUAGAUGUAUGACAUUAUACACAACUUUAUCUAAAAUUUCAAUAUUCAAAAGUCUUUUAUCGUGUCUAGUCAAAUUAUGAUACAUAAAAAUAAAAUAGAAGGAAAUAUGCAUAUGUUAGUACUAUUUAAUCUCUAUAUAUAUACAUAUACACAUAGAGUAAAUUUUAUGAAUGAUUAUCGAACUUUUAGCUUCAUUACACAAAAGUCAUUAUUCUUUCUUUUGUUACACAAAAAUCAUUUAACUUUGCUCCGGUUAUCACAAAAAUCAUUUUGAUCGGAUUUGACAAAGUUCCCACCGGAAAAGUGACAUGGCAGCCUUAAUUAGCGUAUGUGCUUAAUUAAAUAGGGUUAAUAUAGUAAACCCAUUAUACCCGCCUAAGUUAUACCCGACCCACUAUACACCAUAACAUAAACGUGACCUAUCCAUUCUCCUUAAAAUUGAUUCUCUCUCUUCGUUACUUCCUCACUUAGGGCUCAAUGUCUUGAAACAAAAAUAUUCCUUAAAAAAGAUGGAAUCCUCUUCAAGAUCGAGGAAUAAAUUAAGCAACUCUCUGAGCUCUUUGCUCCUAUUAUCGCCAUAUGUUGCUUCAAGGGACCACCAUGAAACACAACCAACGAAAACAAGGGCGGAACAUGAGGUACAAACAAACCCUUUUUAUCUUUGUUUAUGUGUUAUUCAAGGAACUGCCAUGAAUAUUAUUUUGUUGUUCUUGUUUAUUUAUAUGUAAUUACAACAUGCCCAUUAUCAAUUUUUCAGAGUUUUAGGGUUUGUAACACUCAAUCUUAGGGUUUAAAUCGGCCUUUUUGGGGGGUUAUUUGAAGGGUAUUUCAUGCAUGAAUAUGGGUCUUUCUUGUUCUCUUAUCUAUGUUGAAAUAAUUCCCAAAGACCGAAGUUGAUUUUUUGUUGAUUUUGGUUUCUCAUAAUGAUAUUUUUUUUUUACUUUUGUUGGUUCUAACUAUGAUUAUUUAUUUGAUUCAUAUGUAGAAAUUUGAACAUUUCUUGAGUGGAAUUAAUGAAAGGAAAUUUUGGGAUGAUACAAAUUAGUCUGAUAAUGAUUUUAAUAAUGAUGACUAUCACUUGUCUGAGUCUGAUGAUGAUUUUAAUGAUAGAAUAGUUGAAACACAUGUUAGAAAGAAAAGGGGAAGACCUAAGAAAACAGCAAGCAGGUUGUCAUCAUCCACUAGUAUUCUAAUACCUGAACUUAAUGACAAAUAUGACUCUGAUUUUGCCUCAUCAAAAGAACUAAAUGAUGUCAAGUCUGAUAGAGAAAAUAAGGAGGAGGAUGAGGUGACAUAUCCAGAGUAUGAGGAAGAAAAUAAUAAGUAUAACCCAAGCUUGGAACUUGGAGAGAAAUUUAGAAGUCUUGGGCAGUUUAAAGAAGCCUGCAGGAAUUGGGGUAUUAAGAAUAGGUGCCAACUUUAUUUUCCUACAAAUGACCAGGCGAGGGUGAUAUGUGCUUGUAAAUUAGAUGACUGUCCAUUUAGGGUGUAUGCUGGUGUUGUGAGUAAUGUGGAUCCAACAGCUCAAAUAAAAUCUAUUGAUAUGGCACAUAGUGGUGGGUAUGUGUUUCAGAAUUUUCAUAUGGAUGCUCAAUGGAUUGCUAAGAGGUAUUUCAGUACUUUUAGGGCUGAUCCUGCAUGGAGUUUGAAUGGAAUCAUAAAGAGGCUAACUGAUGAUUAUAGUUAUACCAUAAGUAAGACUAAGGUUUGGAGGGCCAAACGGUUAGCUUUGAAAUGGAUAUAUGGAGAAGAGGGUGCUCAAUAUGCAAGGCUCUUAGCUGAGCUAUUAAAAUCUAAUCCUGGCUCAACUGUCACUAUUUGGAGAGAUAGGAAGAUUUUUGGGAUUCUAUGUAUGCCUUAAUGCACUUAAAGUUGCUUAUAAAUCAGGUUGUAGGCCACUAAUUAGUUUAGACGGCUGCUGGCUGAAAGGAAAUUAUGGUGGAAACUUGUUGAGUGCUAUUGCUAUAGACCCGAAUGACUACAUAUUCCCACUAGCUUAUACAGUCAUAGCUGAAAAUGAAAGUAGGGAAACUUGGAGUUGGUUUCUUGCUAAUCUUGGCCAAGAUUUGGAGAUCAAUAAUAGCCAUCACAUUGCUUUUAUAUCAGAUAGAUAAAAGGUCAGUCUUUGAUUAAUUAUUUUUCCCAAUGUUUAUAUAAUUUUAUUAAUUGUUUGAGUUAACGUGCAUAACAAAUUGUUAUCGUUAUUUUUUAUAGGGUUUGAUAGCAGCAGUUAGAGACUUAUUCCCUAAUGCUGAGCAUAGAAAUUGUGUGAGGCAUAUGUACCAAAAUUUCAAGACAAAACACAAAGGAAAAGCAUUAAAGGGCAUGGUUUGGAAUGCUGUUUGGGAAAGCAAUAAUGUGAUAUUCAGAAAAUGCAUGGAGGAGUUAGAAAAUGAGGACAAGGCUGCUAGAGAAUGGUUCAAUCAUCCAGAAAGACCCUUCAAUACAUGGACUAGAUCAAUGUUCAGGACUCAUAUAAAAUGUGAUAUGCUAUUAAACAAUUUGUGUGAGAGUUUUAACAGGUAAUAAUUGUUAAAUAUUUUCUUAUGAGUUCUGCCUUUUAAUUUUUAAUGAGAUAUUUCUUCUAACAAAUAUAACUUUUUUAGAUAUAUUCUUGAUGCCAGAGAUAAGCCCAUAAUCACUAUGUUGGAGAUGAUAAAAAAUCAGUUGAUGAGGAGAUUGUGAAAAAAAAAAAAGUGGAUUGAUAGAUACCAAGGGACGAUAUGCCCUAAGAUUGUCAAAAAAAUGAACAAAAUCAGAAAUGAAUGUGCACCUUUUAAACCAAAUUUUUCAGGUGGUCCGAAGGUUCUAGUUGAAGGUCCUAGAGGGCCCUUCAUAGUUGAUUUGGUUGUCAGGACUUGUACAUGUAGGAGAUGGGAUUUGACGGGUUUACCAUGUCUGCAUGGUGUUGUGAGUAUCUUAGGAAAUAAUGAGAGAGUAGAGAAUUUUGUAGUGGCCUAUUAUCAACCCCACUAACCCCGAGUCGUAUUGGCCAGAAGUUAUUAAUAAUGGUAUAGUAAUUCCACCUAAAUUAGUCAAGAAAAAAAAAGGGGAAGACCUGCUAAAUCGAGGAGGAAGGAAGCUGGAGUGAUGGAACCAAAAAGACAAGCACAAAAAAAAAGCAUGGCAGCUAGAAAAUUGUCUAAAAAGGGGCAGCACUUCCAUAACUUGCUCAAUCUGUAAAGAAGUUAGUCAUAAUGCCAGAGGGCAUUCUAAGUUUGUCCAAAAAAAAUGCUCAGAUGUCAAUUCAAAAAGAAACAACCACAAUUCCAACUCAAGAAGAAGAUGAUGAUUUUUGGGGAUAUUCAAAUUUGUACCACUCUGAAAUGUGGUGUAAUUCUGGUACUAACGAAGAUGGAGGACUGAACUUUAACUUGACAAAUCAGUCUACUAUUACUGAGGUGGCUACUAUGUGUACUAGUUCUGUUGCUGAACUUGGAGUUGUUGAACUUGGAGUUGCUGUGUGUGUUGAAGUUUCUGGAAUUGCUAUUUGUGAUGAAGUUUCUCAAGUUGUUGUUGUUGGUGUUUCUAAGAGAGGCCGGAGUGUGAAGAAAAAAAUUAUGACCGACUAUGUUACUGCCGUGAUUAAAAAGAAGUCUAGGGUCUCUAGGAAGUUAUGAAGUAUUUUGUGUUUUUGUAUUAAAUAUAUAUAGUUUGAAUGGCACAAAAUGUGCAUUUUGUAGUUUUCACUAUGCGAUGCAUUCUAACUGUUUAUGUUGGCUUAUUAAGCAGUAUUUUGUUGGGUUGGUCUUGCUUAAUAGCCAACAUUUUGACAUAUAUUAGAAUGCACCAUUAUGAAAUGGUUUCACUUUAUUUAGUCCCUUUUUUAUUUUGCUGUUUAA